This is a messenger RNA of Polyodon spathula (Mississippi paddlefish), 1769 nucleotides long. It is a transcript of the gene slc13a1, whose product is annotated as solute carrier family 13 member 1. Gene Ontology annotation, molecular function: sodium:sulfate symporter activity. The record is from RefSeq and is a predicted model, not a curated record. Gene Ontology annotation, cellular component: membrane. Gene Ontology annotation, biological process: monoatomic anion transmembrane transport. Bases 1 to 1725 code for a protein of 574 amino acids. NCBI's taxonomy places the organism in Eukaryota, Metazoa, Chordata, Actinopteri, Acipenseriformes, Polyodontidae. The transcript is spliced from 14 exons.
AUGGGCUUUUAUACCACACUCCGGACUUACUGCAGGAUCCUCAUUAUUGUGCUCACUCCACUGCUGCUGCUACCACUUCCAUUACUCAUUGAUACAAAAGAAGCAAAAUGUGCUUACACAUUGUUUGUAGUUGCUGUUUACUGGCUAACAGAAGCAAUGCCACUUGCAGUGACUGCUCUCAUCCCAGCCCUGAUGUUUCCUUUAUUUGGCAUUAUGAAAUCCAAAACGGUGGCCUCAGCAUAUUUCAAAGACUUUCAUCUCUUGCUAAUCGGGGUUGUUUGUUUGGCCACGUCGAUUGAAAAGUGGAAUCUGCACAAACGCAUUGCUCUGAGGAUGGUUAUGCUGGUAGGAGUCAACCCGGGAUGGCUUAUGCUGGGGUUCAUGGUCAGUUCUGCCUUCCUGUCUAUGUGGCUUAGUAACACCUCCACUGCUGCCAUGGUGAUGCCAAUAGUUGAGGCUGUUAUUCAGCAGAUUCUAAAUGCUGAAGCUGAGGUUAAUGUUAUGCAGAUGAAAAAUAUGGAUGGAACAUCUAAUUUAGGACUACAACUUGAUGAGGAUGAAGUAAAACAUGAAAAAAACACAGAAGCAGCGCCUAAACAAGCAAUGGAAGGAAACUACAUAAGCAAGAAAGAUCAGAUGAUGUGCAAAGGAAUGUCACUGUGCAUUGCAUAUUCUUGCACCAUUGGAGGAUUGAGCACCAUAACAGGAACAUCCACCAACCUUAUUUUUGCUGAACACUUCAAUAACCGUUACCCAGAUUGUCAGUGCAUUAACUUUGGAACUUGGUUUGUUCUCACCUUCCCGAUAACUAUUAUCAUUCUGAUUCUAUCCUGGGUCUGGCUGCAUUGGCUUUAUCUUGGCUUCGACUUUUCCGGAAUGUUCAGAUGUGCUAAGGACAAAUCAGAAAAAGAGAAAGCCUCUUCAAAAAUCAUAAAAGAUGAAUAUAAACAACUUGGUCCAAUAAGCAAUCAGGAACUUGUUACACUUGUUAUAUUUAUCUUAAUGGCGCUGCUUUGGUUUACAAGAGAUCCUGGAUUUGUUCCUGGAUGGUCAUCACUCUUUCCUCAAUACAAGGGUUAUGCAACAGAUUCUACUGCAGCGUUAAUUCUCGGCCUUCUAUUUUUCAUCUUUCCUGCAAAUAUGCCCACCAGCUCUUCAUCUGUCAAAAAGAGUGAUUUACCAUACUCUACGCUGAUUACAUGGAAGGAAUUCCAGUCCUGCAUGCCCUGGGAAAUUGCUCUCCUUGUGGGCGGUGGGUUUGCACUGGCACAGGGCACUGAGGAUUCUGGACUUUCUGCGUGGGUUGGAAGUAAGCUAACUCCUUUAGGAUCCCUUCCUAUUUGGGUAACCAUUGUAGUGUCUAGCUUAAUUGUAACCAGCGUGACUGAAGUUGCAAGCAAUCCAGCAACUAUCACAAUAUUCCUGCCUAUACUGUCUCCUUUGGCUGAAGCCAUCGGUGUCAAUCCUCUCUAUAUUUUGAUACCAACUACAUUAUGUACAUCAUUUGCAUUCUUGCUCCCAGUGGCAAAUCCACCUAAUGCCAUUGUCUUUACCUAUGGUCACCUACAAGUAAUUGAUAUGGUAAAGGCUGGACUGGGAGUUAACAUCAUUGGAGUUCUUGCUGUCAUGCUGGGUGUAAGAGCGUGGGGAGUCCCUCUUUUUGAUCUGGAGACAUAUCCAUCCUGGGCUCCACCACAUUUCUCUGCCAACAUGACUGGCCCAUAAAUACUGAGUGAUAUGUAAUGGAGAGCAAGGCAAUGACACUCACA